Molecule: messenger RNA, 2216 nt
Organism: Xiphophorus couchianus (Monterrey platyfish)
Lineage: Eukaryota; Metazoa; Chordata; Actinopteri; Cyprinodontiformes; Poeciliidae
Gene: alpi.2
Product: alkaline phosphatase, intestinal, tandem duplicate 2
Exons: 11
Coding region: 39-1595 (518 amino acids)
Biological process (GO): dephosphorylation
Cellular component (GO): plasma membrane
Molecular function (GO): alkaline phosphatase activity
Source: RefSeq, a predicted model, not a curated record
ACAAGCAAAGUUUUGUAAAUUUACCUGCAGCCAACACAAUGGCAAAGACACACAACCUCAUUUUUGCUGGAUUAUUAAUAUUUCUAUUGACUCAGAGGACUUUGUGCGUUAUCGAGGAAGAACUUCAUGCUGAAUACUGGAACAACAAAGCGAAACAAGCUAUUCACACUGCACUGAAUGUUCAGCCUAAUGCUCACCAAGCCAAAAACCUCAUCCUGUUCCUGGGGGACGGAAUGGGAAUACCAACAGUGACAGCUGCCCGGAUCCUCAAAGGCCAGCUGGAAGGAAAUUCAGGAGAGGAGGGAAGUUUGGUUAUGGAUACAUUCCCUCACCUGGCACUGUCAAAGACCUAUAAUGUAGACCAGCAGAUGCCAGAUAGUGCCGGCACGGCGACGGCAUACUUAUGUGGGGUAAAAGCCAACUAUGGGACCCUUGGAGUCUCUGCUGCCACUCCACUGGGUGACUGUAAAGCUGUUUUUGGCAAUGAAGUCACAUCAAUUCUCUACCGUGCCAAGAAUGCAGGAAAAUCUGUUGGAAUUGUCACAACAACGAGAGUGCAACAUGCUUCCCCUGCUGCAAGCUACGCUCACUCUGCAGACAGAGAUUGGUAUUCUGACUCUGACCUCUCUAAUGAAGCUGUCCAAAAUGGCUGUCGUGACAUUGCUUAUCAGCUGGUUUACAACACAGAGAUAGAUGUCAUUCUGGGUGGAGGUCGUCAGUAUAUGUUACCAAGAGACACACCAGAUCCUGAGUACCCAUCUGAAACCGGAAGCCGGAAAGACGGAAAAAAUCUUAUUGAUGAAUGGGCUAAAAACAAAAUAAAUGCUAAAUAUGUUUGGAAUAAAAGUGAGUUUGAUGCUGUCGAUCCUCGAAAAACAGACUUCCUUCUUGGUUUGUUUGAACCCAAAGACUGUCGCUAUGAGCUGGAGCGGGAUACAUCUAUGGACCCUUCGCUAACAGAGAUGACAGAAAAGGCAAUCAAGAUUCUCCAAAAGAAUCCCAAAGGAUAUUUCCUGUUUGUGGAAGGGGGGAGAAUAGAUCAUGCUCACCAUUCCACUAUGGCUAAAAAAGCUCUUCAUGAAGCUGUAGAGUUUGACCGUGCAAUCGGGCGAGCAGCAGAACUCACUAAUGAGCUGGACACACUGACUGUAGUCACUGCUGACCACUCCCAUGUCUUUGCUUUUGGAGGAUAUUCUGCAAGAGGAAACUCUGUUGUGGGAGUUUCUCGUAGCUUGGCCUCGGACAAAAAGCAUUUUACCACUGCUGUUUAUGGCAAUGGACCAGGAUAUCAGAUAGUCAAUGGAACUCGCCCUGAUAUGAAUGAAUCAAUUUCAUCAACAAAUGACUACACACAGCAGACUACAGUCCCUCUCGACUCAGAGACCCAUGGUAUAGAAGACGUGGCCAUCUUUGCCAAAGGACCAAUGUCUCACCUUUUCCACGGAGUUCAGGAACAGAGCUACAUUCCACAUGUCAUGGCUUACGCCGCCUGCAUAGAGCCCUAUACAGAUUGCCAACUGGAAAGCCACAGUGGAAGAAUUCACUCUAGCCUGCUUCUUGUGAUGGGCUUGUUGGUUACCCUGUGCUCUGCCUGAGAUCACAGUCCCAACAGGAUUCAUUAAGAUAUUGGAAUUAGUCUACAAUCUUUUAUUUUGGUUGAAAUAUAAAUUAUUAUUGUAUUGCAUUUCAAUGUUGUGCUAAGACAUAUGCAGCCAUUCAGAGUAAAGCAUUUUUGUUCAGCAUUUGAGCUGAAAAAGUAUUUCUAUUAAUGCUGACUAUGGAAGCUGUGAAUCUGAACACUUUCUUAAAUGUUUGUAUCUAAACUAUGACUGUGAUUCUUUUAAAAUUCAAUUUAAAAUAACUUACGUUGUUUUCGUGUUGGACUAUCAGCUUGUUUAAAAUAUGUCCUACCUCCAUGAAUAAACAUAAAAUGAAAAUAAAAUAAAAACUGUUAAAGUUAAACAUUACGUAUGUGGGUUUAAAAUUGCUGAUAUUUUCUACUGUUAUUUAGCAGGUUUUAUUGCUAACUGCACUUCUUAUGUUUAAUUAUAUCCUAGACUUUUAUAUGUAUACGGAAACUUGUAUUCUGACACAGUUAUAGAAAUUAUGCUCAAGUUGAAGAGCCAAGAAAGUUGGUGCAUUAUAAGUUUCCUUCUCAGAUUAAAGGAAGCUUUAAAAUUUGCAAUACAACAUAUACAAAUAAAUGAUGUUGCAAC